Trichomonas vaginalis G3 is the source of this 555-nucleotide messenger RNA. Its product is annotated as attachment subunit-related family. The transcript has a single exon. The annotation marks the transcript as partial. NCBI's taxonomy places the organism in Eukaryota, Parabasalia, Trichomonadida, Trichomonadidae. The record is from RefSeq and is a predicted model, not a curated record.
AUGGAAGGAAGAACAAGUGUCGCAAACAAUUCGUCGACUACCUCUGCAGUUAAAGUUCCUACAACUUAUGUCUCACCAUUCUCAAAACCCUUACGAUCUCCUAUAAUACCAAAGCAACCUCCUCAUACAAUUCAAGACAAAUUGUCCAACAAUUUGAGUUCUUCUUCUUCUCAAAACACAACAGAAACAUCUGAAACAGUUGUCCAAACAGCACCAGAACAAGUUUCACAUAGUUCUACAAUUCAAGACAAAUUGUCCAACAAUUUGAGUUCUUCUUCUUCUCAAAACACAACAGAAACAUCUGAAACAGUUGUCCAAACAGCACCAGAACAAGUUUCACAUAGUUCUACAAUUCAAGACAAAUUGUCCAACAAUUUGAGUUCUUCUUCUUCUCAAAACACAACAGAAACAUCUGAAACAGUUGUCCAAACAGCACCAGAACAAGUUUCACAUAGUUCUACAAUUCAAGACAAAUUGUCCAACAAUUUGAGUUCUUCUUCUUCUCAAAACACAACAGAAACAUCUGAAACAGUUGUCCAAACAGCACCAGAACAA